This is a messenger RNA of Dothidotthia symphoricarpi CBS 119687, 597 nucleotides long. RefSeq lists its product as uncharacterized. Bases 1 to 597 code for a protein of 198 amino acids. The transcript is spliced from 2 exons. NCBI's taxonomy places the organism in Eukaryota, Fungi, Ascomycota, Dothideomycetes, Pleosporales, Dothidotthiaceae. The record is from RefSeq and is a predicted model, not a curated record.
AUGCUGAUGGUCGAGGUCCACGGUAGUGCUGUACCAUUAUGGCGGGAAAGAGGGGGCAUCAACUCGCUCAAGCUGUACAAAGUGCUGCGUCCCAGUGAUGUGGAAACGGCAGGCAAGCUUAGAGAGGCCGGUAUUCGGGUUUCUUUUGAAGACCCAAGUCUCGACGAUCGUAUCAAGAUAGGCGCGCAGAAAUACGACGGGUGCCAGCUCAAUACGAUAUUCACGCCGAAGACUAAGAUGCGUGUUAUCGACCAGGACAUGAUUGUAUACAUCAAACUGGUCUACUCAAGUGUACUAUUCAAAGGACUAGGCUCGGUCGUAGCUUUCGGCAGCGACGAAGUCUUGAAGGGGAUUAAGGGCACCAACAAUUCAGACGGCGUUAAUAGACUUCAAGAGAUCUGGAGAGCGAUGAAGCUCACCAAGGUUAAGGGGCAAGGCUCGCAGGAUCGUAAUGUCCUACCAGAGGAAGACCUGUUCGGAGCCAUAGAGGGCAAUGCAGGCGGAAAGGUCAAGGCGAGGAAGGGAAGGGGGCCGACAGGGUCGGGCACGGGUGUGCUAAGGAAGACCAAGGCGGCGGCGACGACAACGAUGGAGUAG